Messenger RNA from Penicilliopsis zonata CBS 506.65, 3606 nucleotides. RefSeq lists its product as hypothetical. The transcript is spliced from 8 exons. Bases 1 to 3606 code for a protein of 1201 amino acids. Lineage: Eukaryota; Fungi; Ascomycota; Eurotiomycetes; Eurotiales; Aspergillaceae. The record is from RefSeq and is a predicted model, not a curated record. Gene Ontology annotation, cellular component: mitochondrion.
AUGGAAGACAAUACGGUUUCUGUUUCCCCUACGGGAACGCUGGCAGAGGCCGGUACCAUCGAGCUACCCUCGGUGGUGCAAGUCCUUUCGGGAUUGAAGACAUUCCCUCCAUAUUUCCAAACUGAAAAUGCUCGAAGCCUCUCCCUGGAGGAGCAAAAAGACACACUGAGCUCCUUGCUAGGCCAUUUGGAGAAGGUUGAGUCCGGGGGAAACCUAAAUCUAAGUGAGCUACAGGCAUCUCUUGAAGGAACCGAUGCUAUCCCCAAGCAGGACUCUCGAGCUCUGGAAAGUCUGGAGCAGAUAAAAGCUCUUCUGGAGACAUUACGGGGAUGCAAAUCGCGGUACCUGGUAGAAGCAGCGGAAGCCUUGGCAAACACCAGUCGAGACCCAUCUUAUCGUAUCCUAUACGGUCAAUCUGGGCUAUUGCAGUUUUUCCUGCAGCUUAUUGCAUCUAAAGAGCAUGUCGAAAAUGAGGUCUUGCUUCACUCAUUACGGCUAGUCGGAAAUUCUUGCGCCGACACUGAUUCAAACCGUGAAAUUGUAGUGAAAAGUGAAUAUACUGUUGCCAUUGUCCGGCAUCUCUUGAAUUCUGAACUAAUUCGUGUCGCGAUACCCGUCAUAUACAACAUAUGCAUGGAUUAUGAGCCUGCCCAGUCGCAAGUGGCUGCAAAUCAAAUUGCGUAUAUACUGUCGAAACUCAUAAACGAUGGAGCAGUCAAGGGGGCUGCACUACUCACUUUUGCUUAUGAGCUCAUCGAAUUUGCAGCAGAGCAAGACGAGUCCUCCAGCGAGGAAGUCCAAGCGCUGGCACAGGUGCGACUCAAGAUGAACCAAGCACUGGCGGAACUAUCUUCAUCAACUCUGUUCUCAAGAUUUUACCCGCUGGGCUCGCCUCUUUCUCAAAAGCUGAGAUCUUGGCUAACGGCAGGCGAAGACCAACUCCAGGUUUGUUCCAGCAUCAUGCUUGGAAAUAUGGCAAGGUCCGACGAGGCAUGCCGAAUGAUGGUUCAAGAUAUGAACAUACAUAAGGAAUUGAUAGCGGUGCUGAACAGCAAUGCCAGAGGCGUUGUUCUGCACUCUACCCUAGGCUUCCUAAAAAAUCUGGCCAUCGCAGGAGAUAACAGGUCGUAUCUUGGUGAUGCGGGGGUGAUACCUGCUAUCUCCCGUUUAUGGGCAUAUGAGACAUUACCUCAGGUGCAAUUCUCGGCCGUCAGUCUUACCAGACAAGUCAUAAUCUCGUCCGUUGAGAAUAUCUCGAGGCUUCUCGACUCACCUUCAUCUCCUCCCUCAACUGAUUCUGAUUCGUCGAAUGAUAGCAAGACAUAUCUCUCUUUGCUACUUGCUCUCUUCGAAAAAACGGACUCCACGCCAAUCAAGACCGAAAUUGGGCGAACUGUCGCUUCGAUAUGCCGAACCAUCGCCACGCCUGCAGUGAUCGAAGAGAACAUCGAGAUCAAGGGCCUCUUUCACCGGUUCUUCAGUUUGCACAAUGAGAUUGCACGCCCUAUAGGCUCAAUGAUCACCCAAACACAAUGGCCAGUUGUCCGAAGCGAAGGACUUUUUGCCUUAGCAUUGAUGGCAUCGAGCAAUUCUGGAUCGCUAGCAGUUCUUGACUGUCUACAAAACAGCGAGGUGCUCCAACUCAUCAAGGACACUCUUAGUGCUGAAGCCUCUACGUCACAAGAAGAGAACAACGAGGAUCAAGUCAAAAAGGAUCGGGACAACGUCAUCAUCCUCGUGAAAGAAUUAUCAAACUUGAAUUUGGCCGAGAAUGGAGACGGUGGUGAAGAGACGGGGGAGAUGCAGAUGUUGAAGGUGUCCCAAAGAGAGGUACAGAAAACUCUCACGGAAGACGCGCCUGGCAAGUCGCUUUUCGUGUUCUGGUACUGCUAUAUAUACGACCCGAUUGCAACAGGUCUCCGGUUUGUUCGCCUGGUCAUCAUCUUCAUGCCGGUCAUCCUGGCAGUGCCUCUGGUAUGGAUGGGGAGACGCAUAAACUCGGGGAAUGGAACACGGUCAGGAACAAUUUGGUGGUAUGGCUUCCUUGUACGGGCAAUGGAACGUGCCGGCCCUGCUUUUAUUAAGCUAGGGCAAUGGGCAGCUUCACGCACCGAUAUAUUUGCUCCUGAAUUAUGCGCCAUUAUGUCAUCUCUACACUCGAAUGCGCCUGCACAUCCACUGCAUGCAACAAAAGAGACCAUACGCAAGGCCUUUAACGACUUGCCGUUUGAAGAGAUAUUUGAAGAGUUCGACGAGGAACCGUUGGGCGUCGGCGCAAUCGCGCAGGUCUACAAGGCAAAGCUUAAGCCGAGUCUGACUUCGUCAUAUGAUCAAGACAUCUUGCACCAGCCAGAGAGCCUGACUGGAAAAGUACGAAAGAACGUUGACGUGUUGGUGAAGAGUUCCCCUCACCGAGUUCCGUCGUCCUAUGUUGCUGUCAAGGUGCUUCAUCCGAGAGUCGAUCGUGUCAUUCGGAGAGACUUGCGGAUCAUGGGAUUCUUUGCCUCGUUGAUCAAUGCUCUUCCUACAAUGCACUGGCUGUCGCUACCCGACGAAGUACAUCAAUUUGGAGAAAUGAUGAAACUGCAAUUGGAUCUUCGGAUAGAAGCAGCGAAUCUUGUGGUUUUUCGCGAGAAGUUCAAAUCACGGACUACCGCCUGGUUUCCGUACCCUUAUAUGGACUACACAACUCGUGAGGUUCUGGUGGAGGAAUUUGCGCAGGGGAUCCCUUUGUCCACCUUCCUAGACGUUGGAGGCGGAGUGUAUCAAGAGGAGAUCGCCAACGAAGGGCUGGACGCCUUUCUACAUAUGCUGCUGAUCGAUAAUUUCGUCCAUGCAGACCUACAUCCCGGGAAUAUCAUGGUUCGCUUUUACAAGCCCAGCGAGCUUGAUCUGUCAUUGCGAAAGGACACGCGUGCGUCAGAGGCACCGACUCGAGCGGAACUCGAUGUGACCGAAGCUGUUCUCGCGCGUUUGAGACCGCAUAGCAAGGACCCCAAGAAGUGGACCGCAGCUCUUGCCCAACUCAAUGAAGAAGGCUACAGACCGCAACUCAUCUUCAUUGACACCGGCUUGGUGACCCAGCUCAAUGAGGUCAACCGAAAGAAUUUCCUCGACCUGUUCCGCGCUGUUGCCGAGUUUGACGGAUAUAAAGCCGGUCAUCUCAUGGUUGAGCGUUGUCGCCAACCUGAUCAAGUUGUCGACAGUGAAGUAUUCGCAUUGAGAAUGCAGCACCUAGUGCUGGGCGUCAAGUCGCGCACCUUUGCGCUCGGCAAUAUUAAGAUCGGUGACGUCCUGAGCGAGGUGCUGUCAAUGGUUAGAAGCCACCACGUCCGCCUGGAGGGAGAUUUUGUCAACGUCGUCAUUUCUAUUCUUCUGCUCGAAGGCAUAGGCCGGAAUCUGGAUCCAGAUCUGGAUUUGUUCAAAAGUGCCCUCCCUAUUCUCCGUCAACUGGGUUCAAGCGCUACGCUCUUACAGUCCGUUCGCUCUGGAGACACGUCCAUGCUUCGCGUUUGGGUUGGGCUUGAGGCGCGUACCUUCCUCCAAGCGAGUAUCGAGAGCGUGGAGCGUUGUGUCAAAUAUGACCUUUUAUCCCCCAAUAUCUAA